AUGUCCAUGUCAACAGCUGCCGAGUUAAACGAUGUUGCAGUGGGACAAUGCGCACGACCAAAGCCAACCGACAUUGGCAGCCCUUGCCCACUGUUAAAUGCCCUUGCAAACCACGGGUAUCUUCCCCGCGAUGGCAGGAGCUUUCACCAAGCAGAGCUUUCGGCAGCCCUGAAGAAGGUCGGCCUGUCCCCGACACUUCGCCUAGUACUCAGCAACCCCGUGUUUCUCGAGCAUCAGACAGCAGCGGGAAGUCAGCAGCAGAGACCGGCCUCUUCAUGGAGCAAGCUGUGGUAUCUCAUGCGGAAUCCGUGGGCAGUCUUCUUCUCCUUUUUCGGCAUGCGCAGGCCCGGACAGCAGGACGACAGCGGCGAACCGGUGCUCGAUUUGGAUCAGAUUGGGCUCCCUGGGGUUGCAGAGCACGACAUAUCCCUUACACGUCGCGAUGUUGCCCAAGGCGAUCAUCUGAAGGCAGAGCCGGAUUCGGUCGAGGGGCUAUUGGCAUCCUCCCCAGAUGGCGGGAAAACAAUGACAGCGGAGGACUUUGCCUCUCUGCGUAAGCGUCGGAUGGAUGCGCAGAAGCAAGACAACCCAGGGCUCUUGUACGGACCGUUGCAGCAUCGCAUUAGCUGUGCUGAGAUUGCGCUUGUGCUCUGUGUUUUUGGAGACGACACCAAAGUCCCAUGA
Podospora pseudocomata is the source of this 684-nucleotide messenger RNA. RefSeq lists its product as uncharacterized. The coding region runs from base 1 to 684 and encodes 227 amino acids. NCBI's taxonomy places the organism in Eukaryota, Fungi, Ascomycota, Sordariomycetes, Sordariales, Podosporaceae. The transcript has a single exon. Gene Ontology annotation, molecular function: peroxidase activity. The record is from RefSeq and is a predicted model, not a curated record.